AUGGUACCGACACCUCAAGAACUAGGAGUAACUCAGCGCGAAGGGAAGGAGUACCUCAAACCCGAAGAAACGGUUGUUAUUUCCGGGAUGUCAGGUCUUUUUCCCGAUUCCAAACAUGUAAAGGAUCUUGCUGACAUUUUAUAUAGCAAGAAAAAUCCUGUUUCAUCGAAUCCACGGUGGAAAUGCAAUCACCCUGAAGUAGCGCAAUAUGCUGGCCGAAUACCAGAUUUGGAACUGUUUGAUGCCCAGUUCUUUAAAGUGCACUAUCGUCUGGGACAUAAAAUGGACCCGGUAGCUCGCAAGGUUCUUGAACUAGCAUACCAAGCUAUAUACGAUGCGGGUGUAAACCCGGAACAUUUUUGGGGAAAGAAAGUGGGAGUGUACAUAGGCACUUGUUUUUCUGAAACUGAAAAGUCUUGCUUCUACGUAGCAAACGUUUCAAAUGGAUUCGGUAUCGCUGGAUGCAAUAAAUCAAUGUUCGCAAAUCGCAUAUCCUACUGGCUGAAUAUCAAGGGGCCAUCGAUUAAUAUCGACUCGUGCUGCUGCAGCUCUAUAACGGCUCUGGAACUAGCUUACCUUGCAAUGACCCGUGGAGAUUGUGAAGCAGCCAUUGUUGGUGGCGGAAAUGUUUGUUUGCAUCCUCAGUCAUCGGUGCAUUCUGGAAGGACCAUGACCAUUAGUGUGGAUGGAAAAACCAAAUCUUUCGACGAAAAUGCAUCUGGUUGUGCAAAAACUGAAGCUAUUAAUGUUUUGUUUCUCCAAAAAGCUAAGGAUGCUUUGCGAGUCUACGCCGACGUCGUCCACGUAAAAUGCGAGUAUCAACGCCUUAUGGAAAACAAAACGGGUCCAAGAUUUGGAUUCUGUCGCGAUCCUAUAAAAUUGUCUGCAUUUUUAAAAAACUUUUACAAAGAAGCAAAAGUUUCACCACAGGCAGUUGAAUACGUUGAAGCUUUUGGUUCAGCUUUACCCGAGGCUGAUAAAAGUGAAUUAGAUUCGAUUGAUGCUGUAUUUUGCAACGAUAGAAAAAAACAACUUCUUGUCGGUAGUGUUAUGUCUAAUAUUGGAUAUGGUGAAGCCGCAUCUGGAAUUUCUGCCGUUAUAAAGGUUCUUCUGGGGUAUCACAGAGGCGAGUUGGCGGCAAACCUAUACUGUGAAACGCCAAGACGAGACAUUGAGGCGUUGCGUGAAGGACGCAUGCGCAUCGUUACUGAGCACCAACCAUUUGAUCGUACUUAUACUGCCGUUAAUGGCUUAUCUAUUACUGGAAUCAAUUCCCAUACACUCUUACAUGGUCAUUAUAAACCUAAGGAUUUAUCUCGAUAUAAGUCUAACAUACCGCACUUAGUUGCAAUUUCUGCGCGACAAGAUUCAUCGGUUAAGAAAGUUCUAGACGACUUAAAGUCCCGACCCAUCGAUCCCGAAGAGCUUGCGUUAUUGCACAACAUUCAUCAGUCAAAAAUUUCUGGUCAUGUGGGCAGGGGAUUUACUAUAUUAGAUACCAAUGCGGACCAGCAGACAAUAAGCCUAUGUGAAAAAGUGGACUAUUUUGACAACGCAAAAAGACCUCUGUGGUUCGUUUACAGUGGAAUGGGAUCACAGUGGGCUGGCAUGGGCACCCAACUAAUGCGUAUUCCAAUAUUUGCUGCUGCUAUUGAACGAUGCCGUCAAGUUUUGGAACCCAAAGGCGUUGACAUUGUACAUAUUAUCACUUCACCCGAUAAAUCUACUUUCGACCACAUUCUAAACUCUUUCGUCGGAAUAGCGGCCAUUCAAAUUGGACUCACUGACAUCCUUUGGGAGCUGGGACUAGUGCCAGAUAAAAUCAUCGGUCACAGUGUUGGCGAAUUAGGAUGUGCGUACGCAGAUGGAUGUUUCACUGCAGAAGAGAUGAUACUUGCGGCUUACUAUCGUGGUCUUGUGUCAGUGCAAACUCCAUUUAUUCGUGGUUCCAUGGCGGCAGUUGGCAUUGGGUAUCAAGAGAUAUUGAAGAUGUGCCCUCCUAGUAUCGAGGUUGCAUGCCAUAAUGGACCAGAUUCCAGUACAAUUUCAGGACCCGCAAAUGUAAUGGGGGAAUUCGUAGCUCAAUUAACUGCUAAAAAUAUAUUUGCAAAGGAGGUCCCAUGUUCAAAUAUUGCCUAUCACUCACGGUAUAUUGCAGAAGCAGGCCCCAAACUACUGAAACAUUUAAGUGAAGUCAUAAAAUCGCCUAAACUCCGCAGCGAAAAAUGGGUAUCGACUUCAGUGCCGCAAGAAAAAUGGAAUGAGCCCAUGGCUAAAUAUUCCUCUGCGGAAUAUCACACCAACAACCUGCUUAAUUCCGUGCUGUUCGAAGAAACUUCUAGAUUAGUACCAUCCAAUGCGGUGCUUGUGGAAAUAGCACCACAUGGUUUACUUCAAGCGAUUCUGAAACGGUCUUUAGCAGACUCUUGUCAACACAUUCCACUCACGCGUCGGGGACAUACUGAUAACGUGCAACACUUAUUAGAAGCUAUUGGAAAAUUAUUCAUGGAAGGAUACAAUCCUAAAGUGCAAGCGCUUUAUCCCAAGAUCGAAUUUCCUGUUUCAACUGGAACUCCAUUGUUAUCUCAUCUGGUGGAAUGGGCUCAUCAUGAAAAGUGGGAUUUACCACUGUACGCGUCAGCAAAUCGAAAAUUCACAGCAUCGUGUAAACUUGUCUAUUCGAUACAUGAUGUAGAAAAUAACUAUUUGACUGGAAACGUUUUACGAGGAAAGAAUACAUUCCCGUUCGCAGCUGCAUUAAUUGCAGUUUGGGAUGUACUGGCGAUGACUAUCGGGGUGCCCAAAAAACAAUUGUCAGUUCAAUACCACGAUGUUAAACUUUAUUCCCAGCCUAAUCUUCAUUAUCAACGUCAGUUACGACUUUUGGUAUCUUUUCUAAGAGGUACCGGGUAUUUCGAGGUCAUGGACGAUUAUUCUAAGAUUGCAACAGGUUACAUCGAGGGGGAUGUGGAUGAUAUAAAACCAUUUUUACUAGAAUUUACUUCAACUGAAGAACUUAAUUUAAAAUCGGUCGACAUUUAUCAAUUGCUGCACAACAGGGGUUAUGAUUAUAGCGGCCAGUUCCAAAGCAUUCACAGUGCUAACAGAUCUCUUACGGAAGCGAAAAUAUAUUGUUGCGACAACUGGGUAACCUUCCUUGAUGGUAUGCUGCAAUUAAUUGUUCUGAAACGUCCUCAUCACUCUGUGUCUCAACCAACAAACAUUAGAAAUAUUAUAAUUGAUAUCAAAAGACACUUCAACAGUCAAGAAAUAUCAGUGGGCGAUGAAAGAGUCAUGACUGCUAAUGUUUUUGAGAUAUAUAAUAGCAUCAGAUGCGGAGGUGUCGCAAUAGAGGAUGUUAAAUUCCGCGAUUUACCGCCAUUAGAAAAGGAAACAGAUUUGAUGACUUUGAAAUUUGUCCCAUACUUCCAACAAGACAGAACUGAUUUCGAAACAGCCAUGUUGGUAUAUUUGCAAAUCGUUGCAGAAAAUUUGAAUAAAAAUGUUAUUAGUAUAUUAGAAUUGUGUGAUCACAAAAGUGACGAAGUUCAUUUUCGGAAUCUUAAUGACAUUUUUAAGAACGUGCCUUUUAUAGAGGUCCAACACAAAAUGAUUUAUAGAAAUAAUAUUUUAUAUGAACGAGCCAACUUUUUAAUAGAUGUCGAUUUAAUGCUAGUUACAGAUUUAUCAAAAGAUGAUAAGGAGAUCCGCCAGAAGUCGCACCGCAGCAACAAAGCGCCCAAGCCGCAUCGAAGCAACACCCCGUUAUGUCAAACUCUGUACCGCGUACUUUGUCGAGAUACUUUCAUCUUAAACAAAGAAAAUUAUGCAAAGGAUUUAUUUAAUAGACCGUCAGCACUUUAUCGUAUUGUAAGUGCACAGAAUACGAAAGAUGAGAGGCUUGAACUAGUACGCUGGAGGCCUACAUCUAAUGCAGUCGCUACGAGUACCUAUACAGUGCGCUCUUCUUCUGAUCUUGAUCUAUUAUCUUCUACUCAAGCAGCAUUACCACAAAGACACAAGCUCCUUAUUAUUACAUCUUAUCCACCUAUAGAUGGACUGAAAAAUCUUGUUCAGCAAUGGCGAAAGGAUCGCAUCCAAAUCUAUGUGAUUAUGAUAAAUUAUAGAAUUUCCGAAGAUCAAAACAUUGAUCAACUGCCCAAUUUGGAUUUGGCGUUCAAUGUAUUGGAUCACGGACAAUGGGGUGGUCAGUUCUUCAUACCAUUACAGAAAAAAAUAUCUUUUACAUAUGACAUCACUCUUCAGAACUCUUCCCUCGGAGAUUUUAACUCUUUAUAUUGGGUUGAAAUGCCACGUAUUAACGGCCCUGGCGUGAAAGUAACCGUACAUUUUGCUGGAUUGAACGAUAAUGAUGUUAAGAAAUGUGCUGAAAUAAUUCCACGUAACGAUGACAGCAAUGAAAAUAAUUUCGGAAUGGACUUCAGUGGUGUAACUGAAAGCGGGGAACGUGUAAUGGGAUUAGUCACAGGUGGUGCUGUUAGUUCACGUGUUCUAGCUCGUCCCGAUUUGUUAUGGCCCGUACCAGAGCAUUGGAGUCUCGAAGAAGCAGCAACAGUACCUCUUGCGUACUGUUUAGCGUUCUACUGUCUUGCUAUAAAAUACAAUUUUCUUCCCGGUAUGACCGUACUUGUUCAUGGAGGUGCCGGAGCGUUGGGACAAGCGGUAAUAUCGAUCGCUUUAGGCCUUGACUGCAAAAUCUUCACGACCGUCAGUGAUAUCAACAAAAAACGUUUUCUGCGUAAAUUAUUCCCGGAGUUAAAAGAUGACCAGAUAGGGAAUUCACGCGACUCAACAUUUGCAGACAUGGUAUUAACGGCAACGAAUGGUAACGGUUGCGAUAUCGUCAUUAGCUGUAUUUCUGGUGAUCUUAAACACAUAUCCUUAAAAUGCACUGCAUCGUGGGGUGUAACGAUCGAUACGGCGCAAAUUACAACCCAAGAGAAUUUCUAUUUUGGAAUGCACGGCAUGGAUAAACAGAGGUCGUACAUAGCUAUUCAUUUCAGUCAGCUCCUAGCCCAAGAAAGUAAUGAGGAAUUAAGAAAAAUACAGUUGAUGGUGUCUGAGGGCAUUAAGCGUGGCUACGUACGUCCGUUAUCACGAGUCAUAUAUGCCCCCAUGGAGGUUUCACGUGCCUUCCGUCUGUUAGCCGCAAGUCGACACCGUGGACGUGCACUAAUCCAACUUCUACCUAACGAUAAUACUCAAGAGGGGCUUUCCCCAUACUAUAAACCUAGGUUGUCCUGCUCUUCAGAUUUAAGUCAACUAAUAUUUUGCAACAAUAACAAUUUAGGUUUACAGUUUGCAAAAAAAAUAGUUAACCGUGGUGCCCGAAAAGUUUACUUGCACUCUUUAAAACAUUCUGAGUAUCUUGAAUAUGAAAUCAGGUCACUGGUAAAACACGGUGUUCAAGUAAAGCUUACUAAUGAAAUAUUAAAAAGUGAAAACGAUAUUACAAACUUGUUAAAUGAUUGCAACAAUCUCGGCGUCGUUGAAGGUAUUUACAUAGUAGGAACUAACGAAAUGUCUGAUACUGGAUCAGAAAAUUUAGUUAGACUACUGGAUUUAGUUUCAAGAAAACUUUGUCCACACAUUAAGUAUUUUGGAGUGCUCAGCAUUAAUGUGGACACUGGUCUUCAUGUCUGUAUCUCCAGAGCUCAAGAUAGGUUGCCAGUGACGUUAUUGAAAGUACCCGCCAUUAAAAAGAUGGGUGUCAUUGAAGAUCUGUCUACUAAUGAAAUGAUAUCAGAAGUAGAUGCAAUCAACACAUUUGAACGUGCGUUGCGGUACCAUGAACCUAUAAUAUUUGCUCGAGUUCGCCCGAUGCAAUCUCAUACUCUUUUAGACAAAAUCGCAAAUGUAGCUGGGAUUGAAGUACCUGCUGAUGUGGCGGAAACAGCUACUUUAUCAGAUUUAGACUUUCAAGUUGAUAGAUCUAAAAUGAUUUCUACCUAUCUUAGUGAUGUUCAUAACAUUUCUAUAUCAGAAGAAGCAGUAUCCGAAUUGACAAUUCAAAAAAUACGGGAAAUAGAUGAAACGAUAAAUGAUAUGGAAUUUGAGGACACAAAAGACUUAGAUACAUUUUAUUCCCAUGUUGAUCUCGAUGAACUGCUUGCGACUACUGAAAUGGUGUUUUUGCCAACCCUUGCGAAUAGUUCUGAUAUGCGUGAUGACGAACUUGAUGUUAGUCAGACAUACUUGUGUAUUAUACCUGGCUUGGAAGGACAUCAUGUACGUUUCCGUAUUCUGUGUGAACGCCUGAAGGUGCCUGCUAUAAUAUUGCAGCCAGGUCUUGAUCGCUCUGAUGAAACUAUAUCCAAUCUAGCUCAGCGAUAUGCCGAGAUAUUACUAAAGAAGGCUCCAUUGAAAGAAAACUUUUAUCUAUUGGGUUACGAAAGCGGAUCUUUAGUAGCAUUAGAAAUGGCUGCUAUUUUAGAAGAUCACGGUUUAACCGGGACCGUAUUUUUCGUCGGUGAAUCUCCAGAAGAAAUCCAAAGCACUAUAAAGGAACGACUUAAGGAGUAUAACUCUGAUGAAGCAUUACAGAUUGCAGUCGCAAAACAUAUUGUCAAGUUAAUGGUAGGUGGUGCUAGCACAGAUGAAUUAGCAAUUGCUCUAUGCCGUGUACCAACUUGGCAAGAAAAGGUUGAAGAAUGUCUUCGUUUCAUCUUAGGCAGAGUGUCACACUCUGUACAGUAUAUGCAGGAACUUAUAGAAUCUGCAUAUGGUAGAAUCAAGCAGGUGUUGUGCUACGACUUAAAAGUACGAGCGCUACGAUCUAAAUUAAUAUUAAUACGAGCGGCGUCAUCCGCAGGCAAUCCCGAAGCGCUUACCUUGCAAAGUCAUUCACAGCAACCUAUUAGUAUAUACCAAUUGCGUGCUCCUUUAGCGUAUACAACUGAAGAUUUGCGUUGCUCCGCUGUCAUCAACAGCCAUCUUAAUACCGAAAUAUUGGAGGCCUUUGAAAAGAAAAAUCUCUGUGACACUUACCUGCUUAACGCCGAUGUGUUUGCGAAUUGA
Molecule: messenger RNA, 7038 nt
Organism: Parnassius apollo (apollo)
Lineage: Eukaryota; Metazoa; Arthropoda; Insecta; Lepidoptera; Papilionidae
Source: the annotation of a GenBank genome assembly